CUCGCUUGCUCCCUCAUGUAUUCUCCCUCCAAAAAUCCGCAAACACGUCCUUCAAAGAAUUCCCCUCUUUUUCACAUUCUCUUUGGUUUCCGCUGCGCUAGGGUUUUAUCUCCUGUUCAAGGGAUGGGGAGGCAUCGGAGCAUGAGCAGAAGCUACAGUCCUCGCCGUCGUAGCCGCACUCCUACACAUGCAAGAAAGAGGUACGACGAUGAACCUCGCGAUCGCCACCGAUCUCAUCGUCGCCGAUCCCCUCUUCCUUCCGGUUUGCUCAUUCGAAAUCUCCCACUCGACGCUAGGCCAGAAGAUCUUAGGGUUCCAUUUGAACGGUAUGGUCCAGUGAAGGAUGUUUAUCUGCCGAAAAAUUAUUACACAGGGGAGCCACGGGGCUUUGGCUUUGUGAAGUUUCGGUAUGGUGAAGAUGCAGCUGAAGCAAAACAACGAAUGAACCAUCAAGCUAUUGGCGGACGAGAGAUAAGAAUUGUUUUCGCUGAGGAGAAUAGAAAAACUCCCCAAGAAAUGCGUUUGACUGCCUGUGUGAGUAGUCGAGACAGGGGAAGCAGGAGAACACCACCUAGGUCCCCAAGACGCCGCCAUCGCUCUUACUCUCGCUCACCUUCACCUGCUAGGCAUGAUUCAAGGGAUCAGAGAGGGAGAGAUUAUCACCGCUCCCCCAGGCGAUCUAGAUCAAUUUCACAGGAUCGUGCUGUGAGAGAUGACUAUCGGUCUCCCAGUCGGUCCAGAUCCAAGUCGAGGGAUCGUGGGGCAAAAGAUGAUCAUCGUUCUCCCAGGCGAUCUAAAUCUGUUUCACAGUCUCUUUUUCCACAUUAUCCGCAUGGUGACAGGGAAUACAGAACCAACCAUAGGUCCCCGAGUCCUAGGGAGAAUGGUCAGGGUCUGCAUGAUGAUAGAGAUAGAAGGUCAAAGAGUCCAAGGCGUGUCAGUUGCAGUCCUUCAAGGCCUGUUCAGGAUCCCUGAGGUCCUGUGCAACAAUUGAAGUUGGAAUUCGGAUGCUUUCGAUUAUGCAAUCCUCACUAGCAGCUUUGCAAAUGAUGGUGCCUUCUUAGGGUGCGUGGUUACUGCUGGAAACUGUAAGUGUGGUUGGCCGGUUCUUUAUAUUAACGUACAGUUAGUACUAUGAGGUAGUGUGGGUAUGUUUUCAGUCU
Messenger RNA from Hibiscus syriacus, 1163 nucleotides. Its product is annotated as serine/arginine-rich SC35-like splicing factor SCL28. Gene Ontology annotation, molecular function: RNA binding. The record is from RefSeq and is a predicted model, not a curated record. Lineage: Eukaryota; Viridiplantae; Streptophyta; Magnoliopsida; Malvales; Malvaceae. The transcript is spliced from 7 exons. The coding region runs from base 16 to 975 and encodes 319 amino acids.